GCUGCGGUCGAGGCGUGUCUAUCCUAUGGCCUCAAACGCCGAGCACUCGGCCUUUUUAAGACCAACUCCACGACAGCGUUACUGCAAAAAGUGGCCAAAUUUUCUGAACCGGCGACUGUUGUCCUUAAGAUGGUUACCGAUUUAGAAAGCGGUGAUCCAAACAAGCGCUCGUCAUCGAGUAGUGACAGCAUUAAUAAGAACCGAUUGUCCAAAACUAAGCAGAGCUCUACCAAACCUGUGGUCCGGUAUCUGUGGAUCAGAAUAGCGUUGUUUGAGAAGCAUUUGGUGUCGAUUGUCGACCAUUUGGUUGAAAAUAGCAACAAAUACUAUGAAAAGGACUCUUUGGUGUCCGACCCGGUGUCCGGACAGAUAUUGGCCUCACUAUUGGUCGGUCCGUGUGCUCUGGAUUAUAGCAAAAUGAAAACUCAAGACCACUUCUGGACGGAUCCACCGGCGGAUGAACUCGUUCAGAGACACCGACUGUCCGGCUCUUUACAAAACGGUCCGUCAACUCCGCCGACGGGUCGCAAACCAUUGGGUCUAUACUAUCGAAGAGGUGUCGACGGAUCCAAAUCGUCGACCAGUGCUGACGAGAAGAGUCCUCCGGUGUGUCGGACGUCACUCUCGUGGUCGCCGAGAGAUUAUGUCGAGUCUUUGCAUCAAAACUCUCGCUCCACUCUAUUGUACGGCAAGAAUAAUGUUAUGAUUCAACCGAGAGAGAAUAUGGAGGCAAUACCCGGAUAUUUGUCACUGCAUUCAACACAUAUCGGUUUAAUCAUCAAAUGGACACCAAAUCAGCUCAUGAAUGGUUGCACUCCAAGUAUGGGUGAUAUACCUGCCGUCGAUUCCCCUAAUAGUCAGGACAAAAGCACAUUCUGGGACUACGCCCUAAGUCUUAAUGUGGAUGAAAUAGUAUACCUCCACUGCCAUCAACAGGAGGGCAGUGGGAGUAUAGUACUGGUGGGUCAGGACGGGGUCAUGCAAUCGCCCAUCAAAUUCCCGAGAGGGGGACAUCUCUUAUCAUUCCUGUCGUGUCUGGAGAACGGACUCAUGCCGUACGGCCAACUCGACCCUCCCCUCUGGUCACAAAAAGGUAAAGGGAAAGUAUUCCCGAAGUUGAGACGCAAAGGCCGCGGAUCUACUCGUAAUCGAAAGCCAAAAGAAGUCGUUGAAGAAGUGGAGGAAGAAGAGGAGCCGUCUGACUAUGUGUUUAGGAUAAUCGCCACCUUUGAAAAGCCAGAAACCAUUCCGCAAGAAUUAUUUGAUCCAAUCGCCACAAAAAGCGGAUUUUAUCUGAAGAGACCAUUCAAUGGAAUGAAAAAAUCACCGAAUUCUUCCUCCACUAAACACAGCAAAUCGAAAGACAAUGAAAACAGUACUAAACAGUCGACCGAAUCGCUGGACACUAUCGAUAACGCGGACGCAAAAGACGGCGACAAUGAGUGCGAAAACAAGUCAAACAUAAGGACAUUAUGCGAUACAAUGAAGAGACAGAUAAUUUCGCGUGCAUUCUAUGGUUGGUUAGCCUAUUGUCGACACCUGCGCACAGUUCGCACACAUUUGGCCGAUUUGGUCAACUUGAAGAUGAUCGCAAUGGAUGAGCCGACUGAUGCCACUCACGGUAUUACCACAGAGUUGUGGCAAUCGUUCAAAUCUCCCGACGGACGGAUCGCCGACUCCGACGAGAUCUAUAGACUUAUAUAUUUCGGUGGUAUUCAACACAGUCUCAGGAAAACCGUUUGGCCCUAUCUUUUGGGUCACUAUAGCUUCGAGAUGUCUGACGACGAGAGGGCACAGCGAGACACAGAAACGCAACACAUGUACGAAAUGGUUAUGUCCGAGUGGUUGGCUGUCGAGGCCAUUGUCCGGCAACGAGACAAAGAGAUAAUGGCCGCCAAUUUGGCCAAACUAUCUUCGGAGAGCAAUUCGGCUGAGAUUCCUCUAACGGGUCCUAAAGACCACAAUCUGAGUAACGAUGUGUUUGAAGACAUCUCCGAAGGCGAUGAGUCCAAUCCGUCGAGUCGUAAGUCAUCGACACAAACGGAUGUCACCAAAGAUGGGGUCAAAGAGUCCGACCGACCGACGAGUGGCGCUGCGGCCAGACGUCAACUACAGCGACACCGACCGGUCGACAGUCAGAGCAGUUCGCAGAAUAUAAUUGUCACCAAUUCAUCGAUUGAUAUCACAAACACAUCCAAAGUUGAGCAACAAAACAGUGAACAACCCGGUGAUGACAACCCGUCGGACGCCGACUGUACGGCACAUCUUCCCAUCGCCGGCAACGGGGAGUCUAACUCCCAGUGCGUGUCUCCCGUCUCAUCCAAUGGUGGCGUUUAUACCAACGAAUUAUUAGAUUUAUUUUCGCUAAACAUUCACCGAAUCGAUAAAGACGUCCAGAGAUGUGACCGAAACUUCUGGUACUUUACGAACGCCAAUCUGGAGAAACUUCGUAACGUUAUGUGC
Messenger RNA from Medioppia subpectinata, 2463 nucleotides. The record is from the annotation of a GenBank genome assembly. NCBI's taxonomy places the organism in Eukaryota, Metazoa, Arthropoda, Arachnida, Sarcoptiformes, Oppiidae.